Molecule: messenger RNA, 2118 nt
Organism: Centropristis striata (black sea bass)
Lineage: Eukaryota; Metazoa; Chordata; Actinopteri; Perciformes; Serranidae
Product: coagulation factor XI-like
Exons: 9
Coding region: 907-2079 (390 amino acids)
Biological process (GO): proteolysis
Cellular component (GO): extracellular region
Molecular function (GO): protein binding
Source: RefSeq, a predicted model, not a curated record
AAAGAUCAUGUUUGUCCGAAUGAAUGUGACCUCCUUGGGCAGCCAUGAACAGCAGCCACUGUUUAUUGUGUGGAUGACAUUGUCUCAGUUACAUUUCCAGCCUCAUAGCACCUCACAGAACAUUCAUUCAUGUAUAUGAGGGAUUUUAUUGGAACAUGAGCUGCUGUAACUUUAAGCAUUUAGUCAAGUUGUUAACAUGAACUCUGAAACAGCCAAUAGACCCGAGAGGCUCACCAACACCAGAUUGUUAAAGCUUAAUUCCCAGCAGUACAUAGCACAACUAGCUAAAAGUAAUGCAGUCUGAAAAAAAUCAAUGCAUGCAUUGCAGCCUGGAGCGCAGUUUUAAAAUUUAUUUUUUGACAGUUUUUUCUCUCCCUCUACACUCUGAGCGAUGACAUCACACACUCUGACACCAACAUUCCGUGCAAUACACACCCAUUAUAAUCUCAGAAUUUCUCCAAAAAUGAUCAUGGUCAUUGAACAGGGAUUGAUAAAUAACUAUAUGACCUAUCGAAACGUGGAUUAAUACACCGAUACACAAGACUUGUGUCUACUGUUUAAAGUUUAAAUGGAGUCUCUAGGUGAAAUUCUGCCGGAGAAGUAGACGUUUAAAAAUCUCCAAUGAUUGUUCUUUUUCGCUCAUUUUUUGUCGGCCGUUCCAUUCAUUUCAAUGCAAAAUUUUGAGCACAGACCAUAUUUUUUAAGUCUGUGACUAUAGAAAAUAUCCAUGUUUACCAAUCUUCCAUGUGUUUUUUCACAUCAGGUCAAGGCUGUACAGAGUUUGCUGCCAACCAAUCACUCAAUGAGUCAACAAUCAGAUCAGAUAUACAAACGUGUGGACUUUAAAACAUCACUUUGGUCAGCUUGCGGUUGCUACUUGAUUUCUGUCGCGCUUUAAAAAUCUUAAUGGGCUUCCAAACUGAGAAGAUGAGAACACAUUUGAUUUUUGUGGUUGUGCUCUACCUCUGUGGGGUCUCCUUUAGUCAAGGGAAUCGGAAAGAAUGUCGUCGGCAGCUUCAGGAGAAUGUGAAUUUCCCGGGAUCAGACAUCAGGAAUCUCUUCUCUCCUGGUGCUGAGCACUGUCAGCAGCUGUGCACCCAGCACCCCUCCUGCCUCUUCUGGAGCGGUGAUUUCAGACAAAACAACUCCCACUGCUUCCUCAAGACCUCAACAUCUGAAAGGCCCAAUCGCCAGAGGACAGUGAAGGGUGUCACCUCUGGAUAUUCUCUCAAACCCUGCAACCCUGACCCAAAUCCUUGUCUGUCUAAGGUGUACCAGAACGUGGACUUCCCAGGGGCCGACUACAACAGCUUGUUCACAGCAGACUAUGAGGAGUGUCAGAGAGCCUGCACACAGGACCCUUCCUGUCAGUUCUUUACUUUUAUCAAUGAGAACUUUACAUCAGCACAAUACAGAUACAAGUGCCAACUUAAAUUCAGCUGGACGGUGCCAACGACUCCUCAACUAAGGCUAGAGGCUGGUUUAGAGUCCGGAUUCUCCCAUUCAGUACAAAUGUCUCGACAUGAUGACAUCACAGAAUGUAAGACCACGUUAUUUCCAAAUACUGAUAUCCCAGGAAACGACAUUCAGAGUCUGACUGCUGCCUCUCCGGAGCACUGCCAUGCAUUGUGCUCUGCUCAUCCACAGUGUUCCUACUUCUCUUUCACCAGUGAUGACUUCAUGUGUUACCUGAAGAACAAUUCCAAUGAAAUGGAAGUACAAGCUAAAGAAAGGGUCACAUCUGGGAUACCGGCACGCUCCUGUCAGCUAAAUAACAACUGGCUUAACAAGCGUUAUGAGGGAGUGGAUUUCUGGGGUUCUGACCUGGACGAUUUGCUGGCGGUUGAUGCAGAAGCGUGCCAGAGGACCUGUACUAAUUUUCCCGGCUGCCAGUUCUUCACCUAUGUCACUAUGAAGCACCGUGCAAUUCGUCACUGGCACAUAUGUUACCUCAAGCGUGUCAUCACCAUGCCUUCUCCUCCUAAAGUUACCAAACUGGCCAACGUUGUGUCAGGAUUCUCCCUGAGGAACUGUGAUCCACACACACACACAGAGACAGCAAGUGAUUCACAUGUAUAAUUAAUAAAAAGAUUCAGCACUUCAUGGAUGAGUUUGUUU